This is a messenger RNA of Rhipicephalus sanguineus (brown dog tick), 5144 nucleotides long. Its product is annotated as tyrosine-protein phosphatase 13-like. NCBI's taxonomy places the organism in Eukaryota, Metazoa, Arthropoda, Arachnida, Ixodida, Ixodidae. The record is from RefSeq and is a predicted model, not a curated record. Gene Ontology annotation, biological process: protein dephosphorylation. Gene Ontology annotation, molecular function: protein tyrosine phosphatase activity. The transcript has 5 exons. The coding region runs from base 47 to 625 and encodes 192 amino acids.
UCAGGGUUACCGGUACCGCAAUGCAUACAUAGCGACACAGGGACCCAUGGUAGAGACCACAGAGGACUUCUGGCGGAUGGUCUGGGAGCACAACUCCAAUAUUAUCGUCAUGCUUACCAAGCUGAAGGAGAUGGGCAGGGAAAAAUGCCACCAGUACUGGCCUUCAGAGCACUCCCAACGGUACCUCUAUUACGUGGUGGACCCAAUAACAGAGUACAACAUGCCUCAGUACAUCCUUAGAGAAUUCAAAGUCACGGACGCCAAGGACGGCCAAUCGCGGACUAUCCGGCAGUUCCACUUCACCGACUGGCCCGAGCAGGGUGUCCCGAAGACCUCCGAGGGGUACCUCGAGUUCCUCGGCCAGGUGCACAAGACCAAGGAACAAUUUGGACAGGAGGGACCGAUCACGGUCCAUUGCAGUGCGGGCGUUGGCCGGACAGGCGUGUUCAUCACGUUGAGCAUCGUGCUGGAGCGCCUACAAAGCGAGGGUGUCCUAGACAUAUUCCAGACGGUGCGCACGCUUCGCACCCAGCGCCCAGGCAUGGUCCAGAGUGAGGACCAGUACCAGUUCUGCUACAGGGCUGCAUUAGAAUACAUGAGCAGCUUUGACCACUAUGCAAAUUGAGAAACUCGAGAGCAGCACAAAGAAGCCGAGCUCCUUGCGGACUUCAACGGCCCGCGUAACUAAACGAUUCUCCCCUACCUUUUCUUGCGCGUUCACGGCACUUGCUGCUGUAAGGACAAAAAGUGCCCGUGCCAUACGUGUUGGGAAAGUGCCGACGCUGACGCAGUUCUGCGGGGGAAGGGGGGGCAGCACACCUCCACGCACACACCUCUCCGAUGUCUGCGCCCUUGCGAGAUUUUAGUUUUAGCUUUUUUGUUGUUUGCCCUCCAACAGUUCUGCGUUGUUCACGCAGAUGUUGCGGAUUUCAUAUCACUUUCGUUUCAUUUCCGUAAUAGUAUUUGAACGUUGCGUAAUUGUUGGGACGCAUGCAAAGUGUGUCGGUGGGGUUAUGUUGGCACAUUCGUAUUUCGACCUGUCAUGAAGCGAAGUGGAAUCUAUUGCCGUUUAAUCUUAUUACCCGAGUGAACGUACAGUUCGGUUGCACGCCUGGGAAGAGACGUGCAUCAUUCCUGAAUUCGGUAGUAUUUCAAGUCUGCCAUUUUUUUUUUUUUGUUACAGUGGCCACCAGUACGAUCUCAUUUUUCUUUUUAAAGCUUGUCUCGCUACGAGUCGCACCUGUGCCCGUAGCAGAAAAGGAAAAAUCACUUAGCACGUGACAUCGGAUAUUCACGACACCACUGUGUUCACUAGCGAAAGAAGCAUCGCAGGAAAGAGUGACCCAGCAACUUUGGUGGGUGCGCCGCAAUGUCACAGGCAGAAGCGAAAAGAAAAAUACAUCCAAUAUUGUCGGAAGAGGCAGCAGUCGAUGAGGAAUAGACGACGGGUGUUUGUCGUCUUGCUUCCUAGUCACUCAGGUAACCACUUUCUGCAUUUCACGGGAAGGGGAGUCGGCAGGGAAGGCACCGAGAGAGGGCUGCCUUCAAGCAGGACUUCUCUCCUCACCGCCUCUCUACGAAAGUUUUACGGAUUCACAGCGCUCAAGAUUGUCAGAGCAAAACGGUGGGAGGGGGGACGCGGCCUGAAUAUUCUGCAAGGGCGUUAAGUAGGAAAGCGAGAAACCCCCCUUCUUGUCCGACAUCCCUACCUCGAAGCGGUGUAACCUUUACUUCGCAAAGUCUGCCAGCCAAUGAAUGUUUGUUGUUUUUUUUUUCACCCCUCCCCCUCCCGCCCUUGUUGCUCAGAUAUUCGUCAAGGCAAUAGCGGCGAUAAUUUUCGUUGGAAACUUCGUUUGGCGAAGGUGCAGAAAGUAAGAAUUGCACACUCCCAUUCAAGUUUGACCAUUCUCCUGAGUCUGCUUGACCCACUCCGCGGCAUUCCCUCGGCAUCCACGUCGACGCCCUUACGUUUUGCCGGCACACGCGCGAGUGCAUUCUCUCGCACGGGGCUGGCGCAGCACAAAACCGCGGCCGUUGCGUCUGCGCACCGAUCUAACGUAACGUUCGAUAGGCUUUUGUCUUUAUUGUCAUCAUCUUUCAUUGUACCAUACCGCCAUCACUGCAUCACACACUCACAGUGGUAUAUGUUUAUAUUGUGUUUGGAGCGUGGGAGUGUGUCUCGGUACGAUUUUCUGUACAUAGUCAUGUGCACCCAGGUUCACGCAUGAUAGAGGACAAAGAACUGAUGCUAUGGAGAGCGCGCUGCGAUUUUUUUCAGCGGCUGGAACAGGAGUGGUCACGAAGUGACAAGCAUUCUGCAAACUCUGGAUUGGUUUGCAGUGGAAGGCAACUCUCACACAACUGUGAGAGUGGGCGGGAAGAUAGGUAAAGAAAAGCAUGGAUCGUCGAGCAGGCUCUAAAUGGUAUUGAGCGGGGCACGCCACUGCAGUGUCUAAAAAUAGCUGUGGUGUCAUCUGUUGCAAGCGUUAACUACAGAAAGGUUGCAAACUUAAUGAUGCCGUUGCAAGCACAUGCUGAAAAAAAGAGAUAAUAGUGUGUUUCUUGGUAUGUUGCUCCAGCAUAGUUUCGUCAUAUGGUGCUGCAGGCAUGAAACUGUUCUUUUUGCUGGAUGUCCAGCAGAUGAUGCUACAUCACAUGCAGAUACUGUAGUGACGUGCAGUUUUGGCAGCGGUCUCGUUCGUAAUGAAUUGUGCACUCUUGUUUCACUUUUUUACAUAGGUCACUAUUUCAAUUUAGGCAGCCUGCUUGCUGUAACUGUGUGCUUGAAGAAAUUUUUUUCCUACUGCGGGGCUUAAAGCCUCCUUAGAGUGUUUUUGCUUCUCUUGUUGUUAUUUAUACACUUUUACCUGUUCCUUUUUCGGUUGCCGUUUACAAGUCUUCUAUGAGAUUGAGCUUUUAUGACGUGCGCAGAAUAUAGAUCCGUGUGAAUGCACAUAUUUUUUAUUUCUUUUGCACACUGUUGACUUUGUAGAACACUUUCUUUUACCUGUCUGCCGUAUUUAUGGCAGCCCUUUUCUUUUGCAUUUGUUGUGUGAACGUACAAGCAUAGAGGCUUUCAGCCGUCUGCUCUUGAUUUAUCACAGUGUACCACAUUUCGCUCGUAUUAUCCACGCCAGAAAUUUAAGAAGCCGAGUACAAAGUUUGGGUAUUAGCGCAAGUGCUUAUCCUCACAGUGGAUGUUAAAGCAAUGCAAAGCCACUUCUAGAUUUAAAGCAUAGCACCAGUAUUGUCGACAUUGCUGAACGCACUAAAAGAAACGGAUAUUUUUUCUAGAGCUGCACUUUGUCCGGUUAGUUGUCGUUAACGGUUGUUUUUUUUACAACGGUUCAGAAAUUGUAUGCAGCCAUUUUCACAAGUAUGUAAGCAUUGCCCUUCUUCCCUUCCUAUGAGAGUUGUAAUAGGCAUGUGUGUGGCAUUGCAUGCAAGGGGUGGGUUAUGCGUGCGAAACUGCGGUAUACGUCUUGCUUGCUUUCUUUUAUUCUUUUUUAACUAAGCAUGCCUGUAGUGUGCAGAGGAGAAAGAGAGAAGCUGUGUUUGUACUUUUGUGUCCGAAGCUGGUUCGUAUGUGUGUGCGAUUCUGUUACAUUAACAGAGAAGCCCUUUGUAAGUUUGCAACCAGGUAGCUAUUUUUACUGGAACCGACGGCGUUAAGUCUGGUGUCACGCCGAAAGCAGGCGGGGGUACACCUCGGCAGCUUUUACCGACUUGGCAUGUGCUCCCCGCUUACAUUGCGUUUCGGCACCCGCUCGUUUCACGUUCGAGGAAAAAAAGACGCAAAGCGAAACUGCUUUCUAUUGAGCCGGCCUGCGCUCUUUUGUACAUAAACCUUGCACGUGACUUAGAGCUGUAGCAUUUGAAUGCUGCUGCAUGUGGCAGCUGGCCGUGACGAAGUCUUUUCUCGAGGUUGCAGCUCUGUUGCACCUUCGGCGACACAACUACCCCCAUCGACAUCGACCGCGUUGAGCUCCUCCGCGAUCAGUUGGGAGACAUUCGCCAUUACACAUAAUCACGGGUUGCAUGUCACGACCUCCGAGAGCUUCUUCUUAGGGACAUAUCAUCACGUAGUGGUUUCUUCUCUUUCGCCGGCUCCCGUACAGCGGCUGCCGAUCCCAUAGCCUUGUCGACCCUUACACACUGACAUACUUAAAUGAGGUUGUGACAUAUGCGUGUUGCGCCGAGAAAUAAAAUAGGCUCUUCGUUUUACCGUGUGCUCGUCGAAAGUGUCUGGUGAACAGUUGUCUGGAGAGAACCGUGGUGCCCUAUAUAAACUAGCACGCCUUGUGUGUCGUACGGGAAUUCAGUGCCACUGAGAGGCUUGACACAGUAGUGCAAGACGUGCGGUGACUGCCGGGUUCAUUGCAUGUGGUUACGUCGUCGCACUACGGAUCGGUGGCCAGCAAUCUGAAAGAGUUCCUUUCGCGUCCUUCGUUUUACGCUCUUGCGUUUCUGAUGCUUUCAGAAAGCAUCCGGCAUUGUGCAUCCUUAUUUUGUUUAAUAUUAUUAUUUUAUUGCUAUUGUUGCAGUAGCCCACAGUAGUAAUGGCAGCGCUUUAUCGGCUGCUCAGAGAACAAAUUACGGAUUGUUCUUUUACAUACUUUCUCCGCAGACUCGUUUAUUUCUACUUUUGCAGUUAGUGACAUGUUUUAAUCGUAUGCUGCAUGAUCAAUGGAUUCUUCUUGCCAGCAAGAAUUUAUUUUUUGUGUACUCUGUUACUUCUGGAAUGUUAAUUGUGAGACCCAUUACAAACAUCUUGCAUAUCCAAAAGACGAUGUGUGGAGCCACCAUCACUGGUGUACGACCGCAGCACUUUUUUUUUUCUUCUUUACCAUCUUGGUGCAAAACUAUUGUGAAACGAGUGGCAGCUAGAAGGUGUUCUGACUAGCGGUCGUUACGGUCACCAAAGAGAGGUGAAUGUCACACAAAUGACUCUGCAUGCAUCCAAGAACUUCGAGGCCUGAAGCCUUGAAGGAAAAAUGUAAGACUCUUUUGGGAUGAAACUCGCUGUGUUGCAAAAGCCCACAGAGGCACGAGCUGCUCCGAAUAAUUGCGUGUUCCUCCCUGUGCCACAAGAGUGGCUCGUGUCUGUCGUAGUGUAUUCAAUAAACAUGUCCAAGGACUCUCGA